CGACCGUCGAUCAGCCUAUCGGUUCUAGUGGCUUACCGUUUUCAGAAUUUUCCACGAUGUCAACCUUCAAGGACAAGGUUAUUAUUGUCACCGGCGCCAGCUCUGGCAUUGGAGCAGGCGCUGCUGUCCACUUGGCCAGCCUCGGAGGACUCCUGGUCAUCGUGGGUCGCAACGUGGAGAAGCUAAAGGAGACGGCCGACAAUAUUGUGGCAGCCGGAGGAGCUCCUGCCCUGGAACUGCAGGCGGACAUGACCAAGGAGACGGAGGUGCAGCAGAUUGUGGAGGCCACAUUGGCCAAGUACGGACGCAUCGAUGUGCUGGUCAACAAUGCGGGCAUCCUGGAGACCGGAUCCAUCGAGAACACCAGUCUGGAGCAGUUCGAUCGCCUGAUGAACACCAAUGUGCGGUCUCUGUACCAACUCACCAUGCUGGCCACUCCGGAGCUGGUCAAGACCAAGGGCAACAUCGUGAACGUGUCCAGCGUCUGUGGGCUGCGUGCCUUCCCCGGUGUCCUGGCCUACAAUGUGUCCAAGGCGGCCGUGGAUCAGUUCACGGCCUGCGUGGCCUUGGAACUGGCCCCCAAAGGGGUCCGUGUUAAUGCCGUCAAUCCGGGCGUGAUUGUAACCGAUAUCCACAAGCGUGGCGGCAUGGACGAGGAGACGUACGCCAAGUUCCUGGAGCACUGCAAGGUCACCCACGCCCUUGGUCGUCCCGGUGAUGUCAAGGAGGUGGCCGCGGCCAUUGCCUUCCUGGCCAGCGAUGCUGCCAGCUUUAGCACUGGCAUCAGUCUGCCGGUGGACGGAGGUCGCCAUGCCAUGUGCCCGAGAUAAAUCCAGGAUGAUAAGGUGCUGAUGGAGAUCAAGAAAUUGCAGUUACCCGAUGGCAUUUAACAAUCUGAUUAAUUUAAAGCGUUUCAGUUAAAUAAAACUCAAUAUUUAAAAUA
This is a messenger RNA of Drosophila elegans, 943 nucleotides long. Its product is annotated as 3-oxoacyl-[acyl-carrier-protein] reductase-like. Gene Ontology annotation, molecular function: oxidoreductase activity. Bases 57 to 830 code for a protein of 257 amino acids. The transcript has a single exon. The record is from RefSeq and is a predicted model, not a curated record. NCBI's taxonomy places the organism in Eukaryota, Metazoa, Arthropoda, Insecta, Diptera, Drosophilidae.